Messenger RNA from Theileria annulata, 2337 nucleotides. RefSeq lists its product as uncharacterized. NCBI's taxonomy places the organism in Eukaryota, Apicomplexa, Aconoidasida, Piroplasmida, Theileriidae. The transcript is spliced from 2 exons. Bases 1 to 2337 code for a protein of 778 amino acids. The record is from RefSeq and is a predicted model, not a curated record.
AUGAAUGGUAUAGAAUUACGUCAUGCAUAUUAUUUGAAAUCAUCAGAUUUCAUGAGUAUGUUAUCAAUACUUCAUAUAUUAAUGUUAACAUUAAUAGGAUUUGGAGUAUUAAGAUUAUCAUUUGAUAUAAGUGAAAUACAAGAUAAUGUCUGGUCAUUAAUAGUAUCUACAGUAUUAUUUACAACAUGUUUAGCAGGCUCUAGACGUAAAAAUGAUAAUACUUAUGAUAAAUUCCAUAAAUGGUUCUUACCAUUAAUAUUAUUUAUUAGUUUAAUUAUGAUGAUUACAUUAUCAGCUUAUCAUGGGAUUAUUACAGUCUUAGCAUUACAUCUUGUAUUAAUAUCAUUUUCACUUACAGGUUUCCCUUGUAUAUUAUUAAUUGUUAUUAAUCUGGUUGGUAUUUCAUUUGGUACAGGAUUCCAAGUAAUUCUAGUUCGUAGAUUAUAUUCUAAACUUGCUAAUGAUGAAGUUAAUCGUUAUCCAGAACUUAUAACAACUUAUGGUUAUGGAUUAGCUACUAAAUCUUCUAUUGUACUUGUUGAUAUGGCUAUAUUAUAUCUACAAGUCUUAGGUGGUAUAUUAUUCUAUAGCCGAUUUAAUAAAUUAGGUUUAUUAAUGUCUGAAUGGAAAUUAAGACCAAGUUAUUAUCUAAACGAUUUUUCUUUUCUAGUUAAAUUAGAAAAAUUAAUUUUUGGUCAAUCUCUUGAAAAUAUUAUCAACAAGGGGAAUCAAUUCGAUGAUAGGGGGAAUCAAUUCGAUGAUAGGGGGAAUCAAUUCGAUGAUAGGGGGAAUCAAUUCGAUGAUAGAGGAAAUAAUGUGUACAGUAGGGAAAAUAAAUUCUCCGAAAGAGAAAAUGUUUAUGAUAGGGAAGAUAAAAUCUCCGAAAAGGAGAUGAAUAUAUUUGAUAAAUAUAAAAUUAAUAAUCCAAUACAUCAAUCACAAUUACCUGAUUUUAUUCCUAACAAUUCUGAUAAUUUGGGUGAUACGGAUAACUUGGGUGAUAUGGAUAACUUGGGUGAUACCACCGAUUUAGGUGAUAAUUUAGAUAUGGAUGAACCUAAACUUAGUUGGGGAAUUAUUAAAGAAUCUACUAAUAACCUUACCAUAGGUACUAGUACUGGUACUCCCGGAAAGGGAGCUAAUUCUAUGCCUAUGGAGUGUACCUCGGGAAAGGGAGCUAAUUUUACAGCUAUGGAGUGUACUAUGGGAAAGGGAGCUAAUUUUACAGCCAUGGAUUGUACUAGUACUAAAGAUAGUACUAGUGAAGAAAAUAUUAAUAAAAUUGCUGUUGUCACUAAAACCGGGGAGUCAGGUACUUUUUUGGAUAGUAAGGUUACUAGUACUGAGGGAGAUACUAAGGGAGUUACUGAGGAGUCGGGAGCCGUGGGAGCAAGCACCGUAACGUAUAUAAAAGAAUAUAAUAAUUAUGUAAAAGAAGAAUUAGAAGAUGAAGUAUGGAUGAAUUUUAUAAAAGAAAAUGAAAUGGAAUUGAUAGGAAAAAGAACAUAUUCACAAGAGAAAAUAAUAUUAAAUAAUCAAAAAAAUAUCGAAUUUGAUGAUAAUUUAAUGAAAAAAUUUACUAAAAAUUUAAUUAACAAUAAUAUAACACAAUUAAAUGAUCAACUAACUAAUGAACUAACCAAUGAACUAACUAAUGAACUAACCAAUGAACUAACUAAUGAACUAACAGAUAUGAGAGAUAUUACAUUAUUAAAUGAUGAACAAAUUAUAUUAACAAAUAUUACACAACAUUUAACUAAUGAUAUGACACAUUUAACUCAUAAUUUGACUCAUAUGAGAGAUGAUAUGACACAUAUGACAAGUGACUUGAGAGAUGAUAUGACCAGCUACAUGAAAGAUGAUAUGGCUAAGUCUAUAGAAAAUAUUGAAUAUGAAUAUAUAUAUAAAGAUAAAAAAUUACAAUCUACAACAUAUCAUUAUAAACAUUUCGAUACUAAUUCACAAUUAAGUAUUGAGAAUGAAAAGAUAUUGAAUAUGAAUAUACAAAUAAAUAAUCCAAUAUUAAAAAUGACAUAUUUAAUAUUACCAAAAUUUAUAAAGAAAUUAAUGAAGAAAUUGAUAAUAUAUAAUGAACAAAUUAUUAGAAAACGUGAAAUUAUUAAUUCUUUAUUAUGGAAUGGACCUGAAUCAUUACCUCGAUGGAAUUUUCUACAAAUGUUCUCACAUGAUCCUUAUGAACUUUUAUAUAUCAAGUGGAUGCAUUGUUUUAAUAAAUCUUUUUAUACUAUUACUAUGGUUGAAAUUAUUUUUAUUAUACUCUAUUCUUUAAUAGGUUCGUUACGGUGUGAGGUCACACGGCCACCCACCAACCACUAG